CACUUUGAUGCACUAUAAAACGUUAUAAGUUGCUCUUAGGUUUGCCCACUAAGCCGGCUGACCAGUUACUUCUUGACUAUUCAAGAAAAGAAGCAUGAGAAACUUUCUGAUUUGCUGGUAUAGCGACCCGCCCAGUUGAUGCCCCGCCUACUCUAGCUGGGCGGUUGACGCCAACGCUCCAAGUUUUUAAGCCAGUAAGCAUUCAACCUUCGAAAAGGACGCGUUGCCAGUAUAAUAUUCGGUCAUAAUUUUAAUUUUUUUUGUAUAAAGUGCGAUAAGCUUUUGACGAGGAGACUGUUCCUAAAUGCAAGCUGAAUCCAAGAUGAGCUCAAUGCCUGAGGAGAAACCUCCUUCGGACCCUCACGCAAAGCUUCGAGAGAUGCGCAAUACCGACUUAGUAUCAAGAUUGUUAGCAGCAACUCCGCCGUAUCUCUAUAGUGCUCUACCACUUCAACCACACGCCUUCUUCUUCAGCGAGAUGUUAAGGUCAUUCGUCAACGCGAGACAUGGUUGCCGACCACCCCAUUUCCAUCGUCGCUUCAAACGUCGCUCACACAAAUAUUUCGCUGAAAAUGAAAAUGAUUGGCGACGUGAGUACACAAAGGAUGAAGAAAAAAAAGACACAGAUGUUCGUCCCGAAGUACCUCUGGAAUUGACAGUAGAUAAACAGCCCCGAGUUCGUGAUCCAUCGCCUAGGCGACUAUCGCCGAAACCAGAACCAGCAAAACCGAGUGACAGCCCUGGUCCACCUGGCAGACAAUCAACUUACGUCGACGUUGGUACCGAGGAAUUGCCAAAACCUUCUCCAUGUGCUCGGAAUCCAGCUGAUAAUCCUGUACCAACAUCAAACCUGAUCCUUCCUCCACCGCCUCCAAUGUGGUAUCCACCUUUGUACAAUCCACAAUUCGGUGUGGACCCCUUAAACUUCUUUAUCGACCUCCGCGUAUCGGGACAUAUUUAUGACAGGAAACGGGCGUUAGCCGAAGGGAUUGACACAAAUGUAAAUCAGGACGUCAGGCAAGAAGAUACCAGCUUAGACAAACGUUUGAGCAGGGAUUUUGCGCAGAGACCUCGACACCUUUCGGCGUUCGCCGUACCGGUACGUUCGACCAUUAACGUCGAAGGUCCAGAAAAAUACUUCGAGAAUGGACCGAAAUCGGGAAAAGUGAACGGCACUUCGUACAUUAUGAGGAACUUGAAACGUGUCUAUGAGCAGUUACACUCUGACGAAGAACGGAAGAAGAGAGAAAAGAGUGAAACAAAAGCUGAAUCUUCCGAUAUUGAUGAUGACAUUAUUGAUUAAACACUUUUAAGUCCAAUCAAGUUCUAUUUAAUUGUUAUCAAACGUUGAUCUAUGUAACUUAAAAUGUCAAAAACCUGCGCUGCGGAUGCGUCAUCCGUA
Hyposmocoma kahamanoa is the source of this 1402-nucleotide messenger RNA. RefSeq lists its product as uncharacterized. The record is from RefSeq and is a predicted model, not a curated record. Lineage: Eukaryota; Metazoa; Arthropoda; Insecta; Lepidoptera; Cosmopterigidae. The transcript is spliced from 2 exons. The coding region runs from base 305 to 1303 and encodes 332 amino acids.